AUGCAACCUAUUCAAUUCUUCGCCUUCAUGGCUACCGGCCUCGGUAUGGCCUCGGCCGCCGCAAUGAGCCCUGGGGAUGAAUCUUCAACCGCCGCCACUGGCUGCAAACACGGCGACACCUGGACGGGUGAGUAUCAAAUCGGGCUGGGCUCGCACAGAUACUUUGAGGGCUGCUUCUGGUGGUACUGCAACGGUGGAACGCCCGUCAAAUGGAUUGACUGUGGUCCGAAAGGGAAGUGCAACUCUGGAGACCCGGCUCCUGGCUGCCUCUAG
Molecule: messenger RNA, 273 nt
Organism: Drechmeria coniospora
Lineage: Eukaryota; Fungi; Ascomycota; Sordariomycetes; Hypocreales; Ophiocordycipitaceae
Exons: 1
Coding region: 1-273 (90 amino acids)
Source: RefSeq, a predicted model, not a curated record